UUCUCUGUGGUUGUUCAGCUAGAAGAAGGUAUUUUCGGAAAAGCAGCGUCCUUUUAUGACCGUAUUGGUUAUAAGGGGCCUUAUGUUUUAGCUGUCGAUGCGACAGCGAUUUUACCUGGUCUAAGAGUGAAGGGAAACAAAGUAAUAGGAGUUUCAAGUGAGGAGGACGUUUUCGUUCAUACCGCCCAGGACAUAAUAGAAGUGAUACAUAGCGAGACAACAGAGAAGGCACGACUAGCUAAUGCGUUCGUUUUAACCCCUCUCCAAAAGCAUGUGCCGAGCUAUGUCCUUGCGAUCUCACCCGUAGUUAAAGGGCAAGAUUUUGUAACAGUGACAAAUUGGUUUACUGCUGCGAUAACCUAUGGACGUCGACAUAAUUUACCAGUAAUAGGAAUAGGUGCAGAUGGAGACUCAAAGUUUAGGAAGUACUUCAUGGAGGAGUUCUUGACAAGAACUGGCAUGGAUAGAACAAUUUCCAUACCUCAUAGAGGUUUUCAUUUCCAGAGUGUCAUAAAGGAUAUCGACGGAGUAGCUGUUCCGACCUUAAUGUUCCCUGACUGGAAACACCUGAUUAAGAAGUGGCGCAACCAAAUCUUAAACGUGCGGCGAAUUCUGGUCCUAGGAAACGGCUUUGUUAUGAUUGAAGAGCUGAUGCAAUUGUAUGAAACAAAGAAAUUAGAAAGUGGCCUGUGGAAAAGUGAUAUUUUUGUAAAAGAUCGUCAAAAUGUGGAUGCUGCGUUAAGGAUCUUGCAGCCACAGGUCCGCAAAUGCUUGAAAGAAACGGACAACCAAAGGACAGAAGCACUUCGUAUGUAUCUUAAAGUAGGGAACAACAUGUUGAGAGCUUUUACAGAGGAAACCUUGUCAGUAAAGGAACGCUCAAAGCUUGCGUGGUCAGCUGUUUGCUUUGUAAGGCUGUGGAAAGCAUGGAUUGAGAAGUCCACGCACCCAGUACAGUCUUCUUUUAUAUCAUUGCAAACUUACAAUGAUAUGAUUAUUGCUGGUCACUCUCUGAUUUUGUCCAUGAAAGUAUUUUCCGAGUAUUAUCCUGAGCGACCUUUCCAUCCUUCGACAUUUGGAUCUGACAGCUGCGAAAGGCUCUUUUCGACCUGUCGUGGAUUCUACCGAGGUAAAACGAACUUAUGCAUGCUUGACCUGCUUCAGAUUUGUGGACGAAUUGUAAAACUUGAAGAACUGAGGAAUAGUAAGACUCUGGGAGAUGCAGCCGCUACGUGGCCUGCUUUGAUCGAUGAUGAAAUCUUAAGUGGUAUUGUAGAAGCGGAAAGAGAAGUUAUCAAAACAAUGGAGACACUAGGUAUGCUUCCCCUGCUUACAUCAAGUAACAUUCUCCGAACCGGUGAAAAUGGUGACAUUAUUUACAUCAACCCAGGAAUGGAGACGAACUUAGUAGACAUAACCUUUGAGCCUGAGGAAAAUGAGUGCAUGACUGUCGAUGAACUACUUGACUUAGACAACGACAUUUUGUGUUCUGUCGCAGAAGCAAAUGAACAGUGUUACUCACAUUCUCUUACUGAUCUUGCUGCGUCUUCAGCGCAAGCUGCAUAUAUCGCGAAGGGAACCGAUGAAACCAUAGAGGAUGACGAUGACCCAAGUCACUGCAAUUUCUUUCCGGCCGGUACAUGCAAAUACGUCGAUGCUACUUUUAAACCACCUUCAACAACACACUGGAUUGGUUGUGACUUUCCUGAAUGUGGGAGGUGGUUCCACGAGUCAUGUCUUGGACUAAAAUUCUCAUCUGAUAUGGAAAGGCAAAGAUAUGCCUUCGUGUGCAAAUCGCAUGAUAACAUCAGUGGCCUAGACAUGUUCAGCGAUCGUGUAACCGCAUCAGUAUCCGACAAAAGUAUGCAGGUCGAAGAUGAAGAAUUAAUAGAGGGGUCAGCGGCUAUAAAGACAGCUAGAAGAUCCGCAUACAUCGCCGGAACAUCAUCAACAGAGCAGCUUUCUCCCCCGAACUACGUGGAGUACGAGGGGAAAUUCUACCACAUUGCAAAUUUCCUAUCAUUGCAACAAGGUAAAGUGUACAACCCCUCCACUUCAAGAAUGGCCAGGUGGAUGGCCGUGGCAAGAAAUGAUUUUUAUGAGAAAGUUGAAGCAAUUGUAAGUCCCAAAAAGACUACAAAUGGACUUUACUUAAAUGACAUUUCAGCUUUCUUUGUACCAGGGAUCGGUGUAAAGUGCGGCCAGGUCUUACGCUUGCUGCGUAAGACAUCUGCGAAGUCUGCAAUACCAGUAUUCGAAUGGAAGAAAGAC
Messenger RNA from Porites lobata, 2271 nucleotides. The record is from the annotation of a GenBank genome assembly. Lineage: Eukaryota; Metazoa; Cnidaria; Anthozoa; Scleractinia; Poritidae.